Molecule: messenger RNA, 975 nt
Organism: Rhagoletis zephyria (snowberry fruit fly)
Lineage: Eukaryota; Metazoa; Arthropoda; Insecta; Diptera; Tephritidae
Source: RefSeq, a predicted model, not a curated record
AUGGGCGCCGUGGAACGGGCCCGACGCCGUCGCGAGGCGAAGCUGAUGCGCAUGAUGACCGGAAAACGCCGCCUCAAGCUGAAAGGUGCUCGUAGAGGCAGAGGGGGCGGUCGUAGUGGACGUGCUAGGGCUGGAACUUCACCUGCUCCCAAUUCUUCGACCACUCCCACCACUUCACCAGCUCAAGCUCAAGGAGGCCCAGUCAGCCCGCAGCCAUCACCAUCACCCUCACCAUCAUCUGCUGCCUCGAAGAAGCCACUCAAACCGAUCACCCUCACCGAGGCGCAGAUGAGCAAGCUGGAGACCGAUUUUGCGGUGCGCAUCAACUCGCUCACCGCCCGCCUCAACGCCAUCCCCGCCCGCCCUCAGGUGCCGGUGGGGCCGUACUUUGGCGGCGGCGGCCGCCAGCUGCCGCCCACCGCCCUCGGCGACGGCUUCUACAGCACCGAGGCGCCGCUCAGCGAGCUGCUGGUGAAGCUGCGCGCCUGGCUACUGAAGGAGUGCGCCCACCUCUCCGCCAAGGUGGGCCGCAUCGUCGAGGAGGGCCGCAAGGGGCGGGCGGAGCGAGAGCAGCAGCGCCAGGGCCAGCAACAGCAGGCUAACUCUGCCUCGCUCUCCGCCACGCCCCAGACGCCGNAGGUGCCGGUGGGGCCGUACUUUGGCGGCGGCGGCCGCCAGCUGCCGCCCACCGCCCUCGGCGACGGCUUCUACAGCACCGAGGCGCCGCUCAGCGAGCUGCUGGUGAAGCUGCGCGCCUGGCUACUGAAGGAGUGCGCCCACCUCGCCGCCAAGGUGGGCCGCAUCGUCGAGGAGGGCCGCAAGGGGCGGGCGGAGCGAGAGCAGCAGCGCCAGGGACAGGGCCAGCAACAGGCCAACUCUGCCUCGCUCUCCGCCACGCCCCAGACGCCCGGCUCCUCCUCGGGUGGACAGCGAAGCGCCAUUGGCUCCGCCUCCACCUCCGCCAGUCCUCGCUAG